Molecule: messenger RNA, 3397 nt
Organism: Zerene cesonia (dogface butterfly)
Lineage: Eukaryota; Metazoa; Arthropoda; Insecta; Lepidoptera; Pieridae
Product: leucine-rich repeat-containing protein 2
Exons: 6
Coding region: 87-1187 (366 amino acids)
Molecular function (GO): protein binding
Source: RefSeq, a predicted model, not a curated record
GCUUAAACUGUCAAAGUCACCAAACAAAUUCAAAACGCAAUAGUCAAUACAGUAUCAAUAGAAAUGUGAACAAAAAUAGACACAAAAUGAGUGCAAUACUAAAAUUCAUCCGUGAAAAUCAUAUACUCGCAGUCAUAGAACAGGCUAUCGCCAAGAAGAAGUCCCGUUUGAGCCUAAACGCUUUUGAAAUCACUGAAAUACCGACCCUCUUGUACUCAUGCUUGGAGCUCGAACAUCUUUAUUUACACCUUAACAACAUAAGAACAGUACCUGUACAGAUAACUGAACUGUUGAACCUUACAACAUUGACUUUGGACUACAAUAACAUAACUUCAUUGCCAUCCGAGAUCGGCAACUUGAAGAAUCUCGUGAAUUUGAAUAUAAGUUAUAACCCGUUGAAAGUGCUAAUACCAGAAAUUGGUGAAUUGGAGAACCUUGAAGCAUUCUGGUGCAACAGAAUCGGUUUGCGGGAGAUACCGAAGGAGAUCGGCAAGUUAUCGAAGUUGGACACAUUUGGUGCUAGAGGCAAUGAGUUGAAGACAAUACCCGAGGAGAUGACAAGGUUAACGAAGUUAAGAUGGCUGACACUGGAGAAGAAUCAAAUAGAAACACUACCAAACAGUUUGGACAACUUGGAGGCUAUAGUGCACUGCAAUUUGCGAAAGAACCGCCUGAAAGAGUUCCCGGCCUCAUUUCUAAAAUGUCCAGAUAUGAUGUUCCUACAGCUGAAUAAUAAUCAGAUAUCAAGCCUCCCGGAGAAUUUUGACACAAGUGCUAUGACUGUGUUGGAAAUGAUCGAUCUUCGGGAUAAUCCAAUCUGUGAACUGAAUCAUCCAGAGCACCCGCUGAUCCGGUACGUGGACGAGCCGGCGCCGACGGACGCGUCGCCGUCGAGCAGCCGGCAGCACGUGGGCCCGCUGGCGGCGCAGGCGCUCGCCGUGAACGCGACCGCGCUGCGCCUGCCCGCCGUGCCCGCGCCGCGACACCCGGACCUCAUACUGGAAAUGGAAAUGGACGCGUCAUCUGUGGAAUCAUCCGAGGAUUGGGAGAACAGCGUGAACAGUUCUGAACUAGACGUUCAGUAUCAGAGCGACGAAGAGAGAGGUGACAAUGAGAUUGCACAAUUUUUCCAGGCCGUUGGAAUGGUGUUGCCAGAGCUAUCGCGCUACGCGUCAACUGCCAGUUAAAUUCACAGCUGUCACUUUGGACAGCCAUUUGGCGGGAAAAGACGUAAUAUUAAGCAAAAGUGCGAAAAAAUUGUCAUUUAAAAUGUUAUCCGAAUUAUGUAUGAAUGGAUUUUUAAUAAAUUAUCAUUGUUUUUAUGUGUAGCAUGAACUGUAUACUUAAUGUGAUAUAAAGAAAAAAAAAUUCCAUAGUAAUUGUAAAUCGAUGUUUCACUUGAUAACUAUUGCAAGAUAUGUGUAAUUAAACUAGUACAUGGUAGUGGUACCCUUUAGAAAGUUUCUAUUCUAUUGUAUUGAACCUUUCUACGUAAUCUGUUAUCGGGAUAUCGGAAAAAAAAUUAAAAUUGUAUUAAAAACCUUUCGAAUUCUAUAAUAUUUAUAUAUGUAUUAUACCGUCCCAAAGUUUUGGAAAUUGCAACAAUUUACCAGAUAUAAUCAAUGUUUUCCCAUUUUUAGGUUAUAUUUUGAAAUUUACGAGUAUUGCUUAAGUGGUCAUAUCUGAUAUUCUUAUCAAACUAUUAUUGUAUACCUAUCUUUAAUACUAUAAUUGUUAUGUUUUGUAAAAUGUGAAAAAAAAAAGAAUAUAACAUUACGUAGUCAUAUCAUUGGCUAUAAUAUGUCUAUGAAUUUGACUUCUACAAUUAUUAACAAUAUAAUCUAUAAUUGAUGUAAGUAAUACUUAUUAAUUAAAAAAAUAUAAAAGCACAAUAGCAGUUUAUUAUCUGUGUGUAGAUAAUUUGUAGGGACUUUACUUUCUCUACUAAUCUAAAAUCUUAAAUGUAUUAUAAAUUAUAUAAUUAAACUUGUUUAUAAUUUUUGUACAUAUCAAAUAUUUUAUUUUUAUUAAUAAUAAUAAUGGUUGUAACAUUUCACGAUACUUUGAGAAAAUGUGAAUUUAAUAAUUAGAAAGGCAAUGAAUAGUAGAUUGUUUUCAAGAGAUUGUAAAUUCUGCUGUCAACUAUUAAUAUAGAUUUAAUUUAUAAAUUUCAUUUCUUUUCCCUAAUACUACUAUUAUAAAUGCGAAAGUUUGUGAGUGAUGUUUCAAUUUUUUACUCUAUCACGCGAAAAUCACUCAACGGAUUUUAAUGAUACUUGGCACGGAUGUAGCUUAUGUAUCGUAAUAACGCAUGCUUUUGCAUGCCGGUGCAACCGCGCGGCAAAAUAGUAUUGAUAAAAGGAGGUUUAUGGAGCUGGCCUUUAAGUAUAUUUCUUGCUGUUCGACUUCGACCGUGAAAUUGCAGCGAUCUAAUGUUUGCCUAUAGUUUUUGAAAUCGGUUCUUUGUGUGAAAACAUUACAACACAUACAUACAAAAACCCAAAUGUUACCUCUAUUAUAUUCGUUUAGAAACAUUCAUUCAUAUGUUCAGAAAAAAAAUAUAAAAAUGGAAUGAGGAAACAAUAUAUUUAUUGAUUAAAAUUUUCUGUAAUCUAUUGUAUCAAUAUAAUUGUAAUAUAAUGAUAUAAAUUUUUAAGACGAGGUCGAAGUUUAACGAAGCUAAAAUAUUAUAUUUUUUUAUUGACAGCAGAUUUACAAGCGGGUUUGCGUUAUGACAACUAUGUCAUAUGAAAUUGGAUCCUUUUUGAAAGGCGUCAUUGUUAUUUUUAUUGUUACUGUAUAUUGAACGAAAUGUGAACAUUUUAAAUGCAUGAAUUAAUUUAAAUUUGAAUAUCACAAACAUUUAAGACUUGUGAUAGUAAAAUACGUAAUUUUCUAGAAAUGCCGAAAUUAGCAACCGUUUUUGUAAAUAACGUCAAAUGAUUUGAUGUGUUAUUUUUUAAGAAAUUUACUACAUUAUUAUUUGUCAGCAAAUGGUGGGUUGAUUGAUAAUCUUGUAACUUUAUUUUUUAUCUUGGGAGAAUUAUAUGAAAUUAUGUACCUACCUUUAAUUUGUGACGCAAUGCUGUGUUUUCACGAGAAAGUUAACGGUAACAUAACAGCACUGAAUGUAGAACCUUCUUUUUCGAAAGUCGGUUAAAAUAUGGUACCAAUGGGUUUGCUGUAAUUCUUAGCUAGUGAAGACAUGGUCCUAAUACAUUGAUGUGUAUUUAUUCAAAUAUUCUGAUAAUUAGCAAAUUAAACUAAAAGUGCGUUUGCAUGUGUGAUACGGUAAAAGUUUUAGUAUUAUAAGCCCAACUAUAAUCGGUUGUCUCUUAUUGCUCAUGAAUUUUAGUUGUGGGAAUGUAUUCGGAAAUAAAUAAAUGGUUUUCCGGAA